GUUGGGUUUCGAUGUGGACACAGAUGAGAGCAUCUACAGUGAGCACGAUAUGGAGUUGACCUUUGACACCCUCAUCUCACAGGAUGACCUCAAAAUGGUGAACAACCUUCGUCUGGUGAUCAACCUCGCUGUAGGGGACGAGGAUGUUAUUGGAGAGUUGAAUGACACCAUGUUGCAGGAGGUCCAGACGAAAGCAAGGAACCUCAUUAAAGAGCUAAUUCUGAAGCCUCGUGACUCCAUCACACCGUACCAAGGAGUGAGUGCAGGCUGGAACAAGGUGAGGAGGAGGGAUAUACUCAGAGUGGAUACAGGGGAGACAGACGACUCCUCCCAUCCUCUCUUCCCCCUACACCUCGGCAUCAACAUCUCUGAGGAGAGGAUGACCAGCAGAGGAGUGCUAUAGAGUACUGCUAUUGAG
Molecule: messenger RNA, 418 nt
Organism: Halichondria panicea
Lineage: Eukaryota; Metazoa; Porifera; Demospongiae; Suberitida; Halichondriidae
Exons: 3
Coding region: 50-403 (117 amino acids)
Source: RefSeq, a predicted model, not a curated record